Messenger RNA from Aphanomyces astaci, 312 nucleotides. RefSeq lists its product as hypothetical. Lineage: Eukaryota; Oomycota; Saprolegniomycetes; Saprolegniales; Verrucalvaceae. The record is from RefSeq and is a predicted model, not a curated record. The transcript has 2 exons. Bases 1 to 312 code for a protein of 103 amino acids.
AUGAAGGCGAUCCUCCACGGUGCCCGGGAUCUUGUUGAGUUGGGUGAUACCGCCAGCCUUCACACGAAAAGCCUCGUGAACGAGUGGCGCUUGGGUGGCUUCGAGCAUGGAAGCCCACAAGGUGCGAAUGAGUUAGCAGGAAGAUUGAUUGCGAAGGUGAUGCUCGUGUCGACGACCAAGUCAUCCACUUAUGUGGCCAUCAUUGCGAAGGAAGGCCAUGAUCUCAUCUAUCCCAUCAAUGGACGGACGGGGGAAGUUCGCGCGAGUUUGGGGACAGCAGACUCGGCGGGCAUUUUGGCGAAAGAUCGCUAG